Heterobilharzia americana is the source of this 1626-nucleotide messenger RNA. Lineage: Eukaryota; Metazoa; Platyhelminthes; Trematoda; Strigeidida; Schistosomatidae. The record is from the annotation of a GenBank genome assembly.
AUGUCACGAAGUUCUUCUGAGGAAAGAAUAAAGGCUCCGAAAUGCCCAUUCGAGGUGUACAGGUCCGAAGGUGAUGCAUUUCUGAUAAAGAAAAAGUACUCUAAGGCCAUCAUGGCUUACAAUCAGGCAUUGGAUAGGAAAGAAAAUGAUAGACAUUGUCUGCUGAGGAGAGCUUCAUGCUAUCUUGCACUUGGAAAUAUAAGCAUGGCACUGAGUGACACGGACAUUGCGCUCGCAGAGGAUCCAAGUUAUUAUAAGACACUUUAUAUCAAAGCUCAAAUUCUGUAUUAUAAAGGAGACUUUGAGCAUGCAUUAAUGUACUUUCACCGUGGACAGCAGCAAAGGCCUGAGUUACAAAUGUUCCGACUUGGUAUUCAAAAAUCUGAAGAAGCUAUUGAAAAUUCAUUGACAGAUCAUAAGAAGAUUAAAAUCGGAAGUGAGGGGGCGAAAGGUUUUUCUAAACAAAUGGAUGAUAAAGCAAAAUCACGCCAAGCAGCUCAAAAGGCAAGGAAAGGUACUACUGACACUACUACUGCAGAUGGAGACCAAAGUAGUCCAAAUAUUCCUGUCAGUUUAAUUCCAAAACAUAUGUCCAAAGUUAUGUUUGGUCCAUUAUAUACAGAUCACGAAUAUCUAGAGGAACUGUUAAGGCAAGAAGCUACACAGAAGUGGAAAACAACACAUUCAGAAGAAGUACGCAGUUUAGCCCGCAGCGGUAUCACCUAUUUAGAUCAACGAUCUAAGUUCUGGCAUCAAGAAAAGCCUGUAUAUGCACGAACAAAAGUGAAAAAAAUAAAAUUGCCUACAAAAUCUCAGCAAACCAAAAAGCAGAAAUGUGCUGAAGUCAACAAAAUUCUAGAUAAACUUCACCGCAUUGACAAGUUCCAAUGCAAAAAUGAACACCGAUUAGCAGUUAAAACUGCUGAAAAUCUAUUGCAUGAAGUUAAAACAUUCGAUGCAUCACAGAUUCCAAAUUAUCAUGAAAUUCUGGCCAAUAUCAAUUCUAUGCUUGGCUUAUCUCAAUUAGAAUUAGGCAAUUAUGAAGAAGCAUUGAAAGCUCAUCAAACAGCCUAUGACCUUGGACAGAAAAGUAAUUUACCAGAAAUUAUAGCACAUACAAUGGAUAAUAUGGGACGCAUUUACGCUAAAAAAGGAGAUUAUGAUUCAGCUAUAAAGAUUUGGGAAGAAAAACUUGAAAAAUGUACAGAUGAAUUAGACAGAGUAUGGCUUUGCUAUGAAUUAGGUCGAUGUUAUUUGGAACUACAAAAUCCACAGAAAUCCUCUGAAUAUGGUAUGAAGGCAAUGGGUAUAGCAAGUGCAAUGAAUGAUAAACCUUGGCAAUUAAAUAUCAAUGUUUUAAUUGGACAAUCAAAUUUACAGUUGAAGAAACGUUCUGAAGCUCAGAAUGCUUUUACUAAAGCAUAUGAAUUAGCUAAAGAACUUAAAGCUGAUGAUGCGGAAAAAGCUAUUCUGGAAGUCAUAGAUGAGCUACAAAGUACUGAGCGUGAAAUGGACACAGAUGCAUUCAGUGAUACAGAAGAGAACAUACGAUCAGAAGAUUCACCAGUUUCAAGAAGUAAGCAACACUCACCAGACCAUCAAAACGUUCAAUCUGAUGAAGCAUAG